AUGGGAUCCUGGGAUUACUAUUGCGCCCUCUGCGGCUCGACAUUCUACGGCGGCGAGAUAUGUCCAAAGUCACGCAGAGCCCGCUUGCUUCGAGCCCGCCGUCUGUCCGAGGCCAAUCGACAGAUUGAAAAGCUCGUUGAAGAGGGAGCACCAAUUCCGGAAGAGCUUCAGAGGGAGGUUGAUGAGAACAAAGAAGAGCCAGGGGAAGGCGAGGAUGAUCCAAUGAGCAAAAACGGCUUCGAUGAAGACCACAGCUACGACCCUGAUAUUAUCACGGAGAAAGAGUCAAAGUGGACUUUGGACCUCCAGUGCGUGGGCCUGAAUUCCGAUUUAGACUCUCUGAGCAAAGCAUUCCUCUCCGGUAUCGGCACUUGUGAGGAUUACGGAGGUGUCAGCGUUAAUGCUGGAGACGACCCAAACUACCCAGAUGAUGAUUUCUUUUCGACAUACUAUGAUUUCAACGUCGACGGCGGAACCACUGUCUACCCAUUCCAUCCCAAAUGCCUUGACCUAUUCCGUUUGUUGGUGGCCCACAAGAGUGGUUCUGGGGCAACCCCCGUGUCCGUUGAUGGAAGUUGGGUACCACGAUCUCUGGACCUUGAUAAGGAUACACUCUUCGCCAUAUUAGAUGAACUCAGCAACGACUUUACUUGUCGUCUAGAUAUAAACUAUGGAGACCCAGAGCCUCCUCACGAGCAGUUCUGGGAAUCCAACCCAGGCGAGGAACUCUUCGUCGCAGACCCAACCUUGGAUGACGAGCUUGUGCAGGGCAUGAUUCUUAGUGUCUGGCACGGUGCGGACAAUCAACCUCUCACUGGCAAUGCCACCCCGUUCGCUCAAACAGAAGACAGAGAUGAUCUAUUUGCGAAGCUGCCAUUUGAGAUGCUGUUGAACGUCAUCUCGGAACUCGACUCUUCCUCCUUGCUGAACCUAUUGAACGCUUCCCCCACGUUCACCGCGCUUUGGAGGGCAACAGUUCCUUGUGGCUAA
Messenger RNA from Penicillium riverlandense, 990 nucleotides. RefSeq lists its product as uncharacterized. The transcript has a single exon. The record is from RefSeq and is a predicted model, not a curated record. The coding region runs from base 1 to 990 and encodes 329 amino acids. NCBI's taxonomy places the organism in Eukaryota, Fungi, Ascomycota, Eurotiomycetes, Eurotiales, Aspergillaceae.